AUGGCCUGGCCGAACCCAUUCCGUCGUCGAACGCCAAACACAAGAGAUUGCUGGGGAUAUACCUUCGAACUCACGGAUGAGCACAUCACGCCCGAACAAUGCGAGCCCUUGAAGUACUCGUACGACGUCCUAGGCGAACAGGUUCUCGAUCGACUGAACGAGAUCUCGCCGCCGGCGAGCAAAGAAUUACCGAGACAUAAUAGCCAGUUCAAGGCGGUUGUGCCGGAGAAUCUGCAUAGCGAGUCGCAGCCGAAAGAGGAGGCCUCGCCGCCGAAGCCCCAGCGGGAUUUGUAUGCUAUAUUGAAAGACAAUGCGGAGAAGGACGAGUUGCUGCAACGCUUCUGGCGGGAUAUACACACAGUACCUGACUGGGUAGACUGGGCACAGAUCGAGCGAGGACAAGAUGUCUUCUACCGCUACGGGGGAGCAUGUCUUACGGGUCUCGCAUAUCAAAGCCUCCUAGGCGGCAUGGGCGCCGCACGAGUCGUCGAGACCUUGGCACGAACAGGUGGGUUCUCGACAAAAGUCGCGCGAGGCAGACUCUUCGAAACGACACAGCAUAUCCUGCAAUGCACCAAAUCCCUGGAGAGCAUGCAACCCGGCGGAGACGGAUUCGCGUCGACAAUCCGGGUGAGGUUAUUACACGCCGCUGUACGACAGAGGAUCAUGAAACUGCGAGCCUCGAGGCCAGAGUACUACGACGUCGAGGCAUGGGGCAUUCCGAUCAACGACCUGGAUAACCUCGGAACAAUCAUCACAUUCUCCGCAUCAUUGAUCUUCAUCGCAUUGCCUCGCCAAGGCCUCUUCCUCCGAAAGCAAGAAAUCGAAGACUAUAUCGCCCUGUGGAGGUACAUCGGCUACGUGAUCGGGUGUCCGGAGGGAUACAUCAAGACUCCUGACGAAGCCCAAAAAAUGAUGGAAGCCCUCCUGCUCUACGAGAUCAAACCGACCCAAACUUCCAAAAUCCUCGCCAACAACAUCAUCACCUCCCUCGAAGGCCAGGCCCCGGGGUACGCCUCCGCCGACUUCCUCAUCGCCGGCGCGCGCUGGAUGAACGGCAACGCCCUCGCGGACGAACUCGGCCUCUCCCGACCAGGCCUCUAUUACUGGUGCCUAAUGGCCGGACAAUGCCUCUUCUUCUGUUUCUGGUGCUACACAUACCGGUCCAUCCCAUCGCUGGAUAAGAAGAAGAUUGAGAUGCUGAAGCGGGUGUUCUAUCAGCUCAUCGUGCAUACGAGUUAUGGGUUGAAGGGGAAGGAGAGUACGUUUGAUUUCAAGUAUGUGCCGGAGUAUGGGACUGUGACGGAGCAGGGCGAGGCGUGGGAGGAGCGGGCGAGUCGGAGUCAUGUGGAGGAGAGGAAUUUGAAGACUUUUGUUGUUGGGGUCGGGGUCCUCGCUGUGGGGGGUGUGGUCGGGCUGGGGAUUUUGGGGCGGUUGUGGAGGGUGUUGGGUUGA
Messenger RNA from Zasmidium cellare ATCC 36951, 1455 nucleotides. RefSeq lists its product as uncharacterized. Lineage: Eukaryota; Fungi; Ascomycota; Dothideomycetes; Mycosphaerellales; Mycosphaerellaceae. The transcript has 2 exons. Gene Ontology annotation, molecular function: oxidoreductase activity. Bases 1 to 1455 code for a protein of 484 amino acids. The record is from RefSeq and is a predicted model, not a curated record.